AUGCAACAAUUCGGCGAGCGACUAACAGCUCUAGCCGGCUGCCAGCCCGAGUCCUCUGCCCUGCACGUCCACCCCCUGACCGAGGAAGGUAGUGAACUCGGUGACCAAAUCAGUGUCAUCAGCAGCGAAAAGCAGAAGAAAGGCGGCGGCCUCACGCAUCAACUCAGCGACACCUCCCGUCUUGCCUCCGUCGGCUGGCACACGGAUAUCAGCUUCGAGCGCGUGCCCUCAGACUAUGCGAUGUUGAAGAUUCAUACGCUUCCUGAGACGGGCGGUGAUACACUCUGGGCGAGCGGGUAUGAGGUGUAUGACCGGUUGUCGCCGGGAAUGGCAGGGUUUUUGGAGGGGUUGACGGCAACGCAUGAUGCGAGUUUCUUUCAUGAAGAGGCGAGGAGGUUGGGGAAUCCGUUGCGUAAGGGAAUUAGGGGGUCGCCGUUGAAUGUGGGGGAGGAUUUGAGUGCUGUGCAUCCGGUUGUGAGGACGAAUCCUGUGACUGGGUGGAAAUCGGUCUAUGUCAACCGGGGCUUCACAAAGCGGAUUAACGGCGUGACCAAGGAUGAAUCAGAUAUGCUUCUGCAGUACCUGUUCAAUCUCGUCACUCAAAACCACGACGCCCAGGUCCGGUUCAAAUGGAAUCGCAACGACAUGGCCAUUUGGGAUAACCGGUCGACCUGGCACUGCGCAACGUACGACUACACGGAGGCACGGGCUGGAGACCGUGUGUGCAGUCUGGGAGAGGCGCCGUAUUUCGAUCCGAAUUCCAAGUCUCGGAGGGAGGCAUUGGCUUGA
Messenger RNA from Aspergillus chevalieri, 789 nucleotides. RefSeq names its product TauD/TfdA dioxygenase family protein. The coding region runs from base 1 to 789 and encodes 262 amino acids. Gene Ontology annotation, cellular component: cytoplasm. Gene Ontology annotation, molecular function: 2-oxoglutarate-dependent dioxygenase activity. The record is from RefSeq and is a predicted model, not a curated record. The transcript is spliced from 4 exons. Lineage: Eukaryota; Fungi; Ascomycota; Eurotiomycetes; Eurotiales; Aspergillaceae.